CCCGCCCAUCUUUGCUUCCCUUUAUCUUCUACUUCCAUUCCGGUCCACAUUCCUUCACUAUCAAUAAUCCAUUAUGUCGAUUGACGAAACUCCUCUGGGCACUGCCCCCUAUGAACGCCGCAACUCGCUGGAGAAACACCUCCAAACCCGACCGGACCCGCAAGACCUCAAGGACCGUCACAUCCUGCUGAGCACCAAUGUUGCACCAUCUCUUCAAGCUGCUCACCAGGAACUCGCCCGCCAGCGCGCUUCCGACGAACUGAAGAAGAACCUGGGGAAGAGGCCCGGACGGGAAGAGCUCGUGGAGCGCAAUAUCCUCCCUUCUACCAACGCCGCCCCGUCCUUGCAGGCCCAGGCUCGCGAUCUCGAGCGCCACAUGCUCGCCGAUAACCUAGAGCACAAGAUUCAGAAUCGCCCUGAUCCAGAGGAGCUGAUUUCUCAGGGGAUCCUCGAGGAAGACGAGAACCCACGCUCUACUUAGUUCUAUACGCGUUUCUGCAUGGUGGAUACGAACCCUGAUCUCUAUGAUUCUGCGAAGAUUAGACCAGGACUUCGAGCAGGCUUAAUGAGGACGAUGGCG
This is a messenger RNA of Penicillium pulvis, 580 nucleotides long. Its product is annotated as RPEL repeat-containing protein. The record is from RefSeq and is a predicted model, not a curated record. Lineage: Eukaryota; Fungi; Ascomycota; Eurotiomycetes; Eurotiales; Aspergillaceae. The transcript has 3 exons. Bases 74 to 481 code for a protein of 135 amino acids.